GGAUGCUAAUACUAGUCAGCGAAAAUUUGACAAAAGGAAUUAUCAAACACUGUUUUUUAAACUUUAUUUUUCUAUUUUGUGUUUGUAAGAAAUUAGAAAUGGCUGAAAAAUUUGACAACCUCGAGGAGCAUCUGGAGAAAUUCAUCGAGAACAUUCGACAACUGGGAAUCAUUGUUAGCGACUUCCAGCCGAGCAGUCAGGCAGUCCUCAACCAGAAACUAAAUUUCAUGAUUUCUGGUCUACAAGACGUGGAAAAGUGCCGUCAACAGCUUCAUGAGAUCAACGUCCCCCUGGAGGUCUUCGAGUACAUUGACCAAGGUCGAAAUCCUCAGCUGUACACCAAGGAGUGUCUGGAGAGAGCCUUGGCAAGGAACGAGCAGGUCAAAGGCAAGAUAGACACUAUGACGAAAUUCAAGAGCCUUUUAAUUUCCGAACUCAGUAAAGUUUUCCCAGAGGAAAUGGCCAAGUACAGAGCCAUACGUGGAGAAGAUUCACCCUCCUAGAGACUGCAGCUCAUCCCCAGGCAGAGCUCCACCCUGUGACCCACACCCCUCCCCGGAAGGAAAGCUUAAAAGAAGUUUAAACGAAGCAGGAUGCUCUGUGGGCAACAACAGCAUGACAUUUAUUAUGUUCCCUAAACGGUUUCUGCUGCUGUUGCUGAUCAGCAUCUUGACUGAGAAGUUUCAGCUCUCAGCCUCAGUCAGCCUUUUUGUAAAUUUCAACUCAUUUUAACGCAGAAGUGAACCAUCUGAUUUUCUACACCAGGAUGUUGCGUUGUGUGUUGUUUCAACUGUUGAUGCAGAGACAGUAAAUCAACAGUGUUUUUAUUUAAAGCUUUAAGCUGUACAGUCAAAAAGCUGCAGGCCUGUCUGAGUCUGUAAAAAGGAACUGAUUGCAUCGAGUGCAGGUACUGAAUAUUUACUUUCAUAUUCACCUUUUUUCUAAUGCUUUAUUGUUGUGUACAGUUUCUAACAUUUUGUGUCGAGCUCAGGUUUCUAAGGAUAGAGUCUCACUGGGCUGCAACUGUUUGAAGACUAGUUGGUGACUGAAUUGUUUUUGUUGCAGAUUCACUAAAUUCUUACUGUUUGCAACAAGGGAGCUGUUUGGCCAUGUUUAGGAGGGUCAGAUUUCCAGAAAUCAUUGUGUAUGCUUAUGGGCACAGCUUGCAAAACUGCAUGCACAUCAUUUUGUUGCCAACAGUAGAUAUAAAAAGUCUAAAAAUAAACUAAAAUAAGGUUGUUCAAAAGUGUGCUAAUAUAAAAUAAUGCUUUGUUGAUUAUUUUUGGAGCAUGUUUAGGCAACAGUGCUGCAAGUCUUUCUGACUGACACGAGGAAAUUGACCAUAAGACACUUCUGAGACUCCCUCGUUCAAUAACAAGUCAUCAACAGUUCAACCCAGUGAGGAACUAGCAAAACGAUCGUGAUGAUAAAAAUGCAAAAGUGUUAUAAUUUUGUGCCUCAUCGUUUGACAUGUUUAAAAAAAGUCCAGUCUUUGUACAUUUGUACAGUAAUGUUUGUGAAUAAAUGAAGCUUUUGGAUUUA
Messenger RNA from Austrofundulus limnaeus, 1542 nucleotides. It is a transcript of the gene med10, whose product is annotated as mediator complex subunit 10. Lineage: Eukaryota; Metazoa; Chordata; Actinopteri; Cyprinodontiformes; Rivulidae. Gene Ontology annotation, cellular component: mediator complex. Gene Ontology annotation, molecular function: transcription coregulator activity. The record is from RefSeq and is a predicted model, not a curated record. Gene Ontology annotation, biological process: regulation of transcription by RNA polymerase II.